Messenger RNA from Xenia sp. Carnegie-2017, 1650 nucleotides. Its product is annotated as arrestin domain-containing protein A-like. NCBI's taxonomy places the organism in Eukaryota, Metazoa, Cnidaria, Anthozoa, Malacalcyonacea, Xeniidae. Gene Ontology annotation, cellular component: cytoplasm. Gene Ontology annotation, biological process: protein transport. The record is from RefSeq and is a predicted model, not a curated record.
CACAAAUAAUUUAGAAACAAGAGUUAAUUAAAUAUUAAUCAAUUAAUUAAUUUACACGAACUUGUUACGUAAUUUUACGAAACUUUACGAAGUUCUAUCUCUCGCGAGUACGUCACGAGACUCGAGAUUUUCACGGGUUUCUUUGCACAUAAAGAUUUUUGUAUUAUGAAGGACCAUCCCUUCAUAUUUUCCAUUCUUUAUUGUCGAAUAACCCAUGCGCAUCAAACGAGGGAAUCGUUGAUAAUUAUCGCGAUAACUUAUUUUAUUUCAUGUCAUAUUCGAUUAGCAAUCAUUUGGGACAAAUUUUAUAUUAAAUAAAAGCUUUUUUAAUAAAUUAUAUCAAAAAUAAUGAACGAAAUUUCAAUUCGUACGAAUAAAGGAGAGUACGUCGGUGGAGACAUAAUUUAUGGGACUGUCUAUCUCUGGAUUAACCAACCAACAUUAGCUAAAGAAAUAAAGCUCAAAAUUAAAGGUUAUGAAAAAUGCAAAUGGGAUUAUGUAAAACAUGUUAGUCGUGAAGGACCUGAUGGAACGACUGAAUGGGAAACAAUUGAAGGCAAUGUUAAAGGAGAUCGAAAGUUCUUUGAAACCGAGUUUACAUUGGUUGAGUAUCACGAUGGAAUUCCAUGUGGUCAUUAUGCAUAUCCUUUUCAAUAUCCUCUUAGACAAGACUUACCUGGAUCAUUUUGUAUGAAAGGCAAAACUCCAGAUUCAUAUGAAGGAAAUGACUGGCAGGCAGAUAUAAAAUACAAAGUUAAAGCCAAAAUGGAAGCUUCUGAUAACAAGUUGAAGGUGACCCAACCAUUGAUUAUAAUGACAAGAUCUCAUUUAAAUUAUCAACCAGAAACACAUGAGAAAGAAGAAACAGUGCGAUUGUGUUGCUGUAUCCCCAGAGGAAAUGUGAAAUUAAGUGCUCGUUUGGAUAGUGAUGUUUAUGAGGCUGGAUCCACAGCAAGAAUUCAUGUUGAUGUGGUUAACGAUUCCAGUGUUGAUAUCGAAAACUUUGUUCUUAAGUUAAUGCAGGUGAUUCAUUUAAAAGGAAAGGAUGAUGAUGAUCUUGAGAAACUAAUAUCAUUGACAAAUACAUGUACUUAUCAUAUUGACAUUGAAAUGCAAGUGAAUUGGGCAAGGGACAUUGAAAUUCAUGCACCUAUUACCUUAAUUGCACCUUCAAAUACCUGGUGGAAUGAUUUGAAACCUCAGUGGGUGAUGAACUGUCAGCCAGUACCAGUUCAAGGACCAUGUGCCGUACCAAUAGCUGUGACAGGUUCUCAAACUUUCAACAACAUUCCUGGCUUUGGACCUCCGCUAUAAGAUGAGAAAACAUUCAAGAUAAAAUUCAAAAUAAGAGUGUUUGGGUGCAUAAAGUAGGAAUUAUAGGUGUUGUUGCUUAAAAUAAUUAUGAAUAUGAAUAAUGAUUAAUUUUGUAAGAAUAUAAUAAUUACAUAAUAACAUUCCUUUCUUAUUACAUAACAAAUCUAAGAGAUUAGUAAGUUAUGUCUUGAUUCUUCAUUUAGCACUGACAUAUAACUUAAAUUAGAGAUGUUACUGCACAAACUACAAUUUGCACCCAUUUUGUAAACUCACCAUAAUCUGAUGUAUUUGACUUGUUAUGGUUAAAACUGUUAAUUAUUAUCUACGUCGGAUGAA